CAGCGACGUGAAUAUGUGACGUCGCCGGCAUCCAGGAAGUGAGCUGCAGAAAGUGGGAAAACGUUUGUGCAACGUGAUCUGUGGAGUGUUUUUCUCCGCUUAAAAAGUAAGCGAAGGUCAGGAAAUAUUAGCAGCUACAGGCUGAGCUGUGUGACGGGCUCAAUAAUGGCUCUGAAUAAGUCCAUGCAUCCUCGGAACCGUUACAAGGACAAACCACCUGACUUCGCUUACCUGGCAUCCAAAUAUCCAGACUUCCAGCAGCACGUGCACACAAGCCUCACGGGAAAACCUAUAGUGAAUUUCAAAGAGCCGGAGGCGGUGCGAGCGCUGACCUGCACCCUGUUAAAGGAGGACUUUGGUUUGACCAUCGAGAUCCCUCUGGAGCGACUCAUACCCACCGUCCCCCUGCGCCUCAACUACAUCCACUGGGUGGAGGACCUCAUUGACGGCCAGAAGCAGCCGCGCAGGGGCAUCGACAUCGGCACUGGGGCGUCCUGUAUCUACCCCUUACUGGGAGCCACAAUGAAUGGCUGGUACUUCCUCGCCACAGAGGUGGACGACAUCUGCUUUGACUAUGCUACCAAAAACGUGGAGCAGAACAACCUGUCCGACCUGGUCAAAGUUGUCAAAGUUCCUCAGAAGACUUUACUGAUGGAUGCCUUGAAAGAAGAGACAGAAAUGGUGUACGACUUCUGCAUGUGCAACCCUCCCUUUUUCGCAAACCAGCUGGAAGCAAAGGGGGUAAACUCCAGGAACUCGCGUCGACCUCCUCCCAGUUCAGUGAACACGGGCGGGGUGACGGAGAUCAUGGCAGAGGGCGGAGAACUGGAGUUUGUCAAGAGGAUCAUUCAUGACAGCCUGCAGCUCAAGAAACGCCUUAGGUGGUACAGCUGCAUGUUGGGAAAGAAGUGCAGCCUGGCACCUUUGAAAGAGGAGCUGAGGAAGCAAGGGGUGCCUAAAGUGACCCACACUGAGUUUUGCCAGGGGCGGACCAUGCGGUGGGCACUGGCUUGGAGUUUCUAUGACGACGUGGUUGUUCCGUCCCCUCCCAGUAAGAAGUGUAAACUGGAGAAGGCCCGGAAGCCCCUGUCAUUCACAAUGCCGGAGGCGGGACUGAAGGAGCUCCAAGCCAAGGCCUCGGCUUUAGGUUGCACGUGCCGCAGCCCUGUGGACAGCCUCACCGUUCUGGUCGAGAAGACGCUCACUGAGCUGCGGGUGCUGCACAAACGUGUGCCUUGCAAAAAGGAGGAGCAGAGCCUCUUUCUGACAGCUGUGGAGAACACCUGGAUCCACGGGCGUCAGAAGAGACGUGAACAGAAACGUCAGUUGCGAGAGCUCCCCAGGGCGCCACACUGCGCCGGAACCACUUCACAAACCACCGUGACCGCAGGUGCUCCGGAAACAUCCCCGACCUCCCAAAACCAACUGACCACCGCAGAAAACAGCAGCAGCCAGGACGAGAACGCUGAGAGCAAAAGCACGCCUGCAGACGAGCCGGGUAAAGAAGUCACAGAGAGCAUGACCGGGGAACAAAAAGAGGCCCCAGAAAAAGUAACAGGCGAGGAUGUGGACAUGGAGUCCUCUACCUGCACAGAAACGGGGCAGGAAGCAGACCUGAAGGAAACACCCGCUGCAGCAAGCGAAACGCCCUCGAAACGACCAGUGAGCCCCGGCACUGUCAAACACUUCCUGUUUAAGUGUCUGCUGAAUGUGAUCCAGGAGCAGAGUGAUGUAGUGAUCGAGAUGCACUGGGUCGAGGGUCUGAACAGAGACCUGAUGAACCAGCUGUGCACUUACCUGAAGAACACACUUUUAAAGACUGUCGCAAAGUCCUGAUUAGCAAGUCGAGAUCUUUUCUUCUCAGAAAUUAAAAGCUUUAUUUUUUAGAGAUGAUUAAUGUUGGGCUGUGUGUUGGGAAGUUUAUUUUGUAUAGCUUCUGGAAGGCAAUUCUGUAUUGGCUGUUUCUUUUAAUUCACUUUUAAGAUUUUGUAUUCUAGAGGCAAAAGUCUCCUUUCCCCCCGCUGAAAAAACACAAGCUUGUUGUUAAAAAAAAAACUAAAUCACCUGUUUUAAUUAAUAUACUUAUUAAUAUACUAUGCUUAAUAUCAACCGUACAACAAACAAACCAUCAUACAUGACAAGAAUCUCUAUCGUAGCGCUAGUCAGCUUUACAAGUUAAUUUUACUGAGCUGGAAUCUUCAGGGAAAUUACUCCGAACAGUCCAACCAAUGAUUCAUUUGGCCUUGCUAAUAGCUGAUAUACUCAUGUAAUCACCCAUCUCUGGUUUACACUGCAUAUUGUGUGUUAUAAAUUGCAAAGAUAUUUGGAAUAAAUUUACAUUUUUAUACAGAU
Messenger RNA from Oreochromis aureus, 2352 nucleotides. RefSeq names its product methyltransferase like 16 (gene mettl16). NCBI's taxonomy places the organism in Eukaryota, Metazoa, Chordata, Actinopteri, Cichliformes, Cichlidae. The record is from RefSeq and is a predicted model, not a curated record. The coding region runs from base 166 to 1836 and encodes 556 amino acids. The transcript is spliced from 10 exons. Gene Ontology annotation, biological process: rRNA base methylation. Gene Ontology annotation, cellular component: nucleus. Gene Ontology annotation, molecular function: 23S rRNA (adenine(1618)-N(6))-methyltransferase activity.